AGGAGCUUUACGAGUAAAUCUGCAGUAACAUCCUGCUUGUUUACACAAUGACUGACAGAGUCUUAAGCAACUUGGACAAACUUCUGCUUCAGUGUGUUUUCCAUCUGGAACAAACCUCUUAUGCUAAGGAACAUAUGAAGGAAGAGAUAAACUCAUACACAGUAAAAAUUACGGAAAAAAAGAAUGAAAUUGCUAUGUUGCAGGAGAAGAUAAAAAGCAGUAAUGAUGAACUUGUUCAGUUGCACAAGCAAAAUGAGAAUAGUAAGGACAGCUAUAAUGAUUGGAAACCCACUUACAUAUUUCUUAGCGAAUAUGAAGAAUACCUGAAAAAAGAACUCAAAGAUGAAGAAGAAGCUACAGAAAAUGAGAAGAAAAUGUACCAGGAUUACAUAACCCAAUACAAAGAGAUUUUGAAGCAACAUCGUGAAAAAUAUUCAGAAAUGCCACUUGCACAGGAGUAUUACAGAAAAAAGAAAGAGCUUGAAGAAAUUCAAAACAGAAUUUYGCAAGAGUCUGAACAAUACAAAUUGCAAGAAGAUGCUUACUUGGAUAUUGAGCCUAUGAAUUUUAAGUCGCUUAAUGAUUGGGCUAUACAGAUUGCUUCUCUGAGGCAGAAAACACAGGAAAUGUUAAAGCAUGCUGCAAUUGCUGCUCAAGAAUCAGUUGAAUUAGAAAAAGAAACAGAAGAAUUAGAAAGGAAAAUUAAUUAUUUAAAAAGGACCUUUGAGGAGAGUUCAGGAGAUCAAAAUAAUUCAGAAAUGAUGGAAAGAACAAAUAAAAAAAGUCUAGAGAAGCCAAAGGGGUUUCAAGAAAGGGUAUUUGAAGAGAGUGACCAUCCACCUUUGUUAAAUGAGAAACAUAAACUGUAUAAACCAUUACAUCUCCCUUGCAUUCCUCGGAAAUCAGUCCGGUCUGUACAGAUUAUUAGAUUUUCUAUGCAACGGACAGAAACAGGCAGAGAAGAAAAAGAAGAGUCCAGGGAACACUCAGUGGUCCCUAGCAGCUCCUCCAGCCAAGCAGAAGAUCAGGCACAGUUGGUUAUUGGCAGUGCAGGGACUAACAGUCCACAAAUUGCUGAAGUUUCAUCAAUAUCAACCUUGCAAAACCAAAUACAAUACAGGCCGCUAAUUCCUCCAAAGCAGAUGACUCCUAAUCAACAGUUUGAAAGUGAAGAUACAGUAGUAGCAAACCAAGAGACCAAAUGUGAUGAUAAAGAAGCAGAAGAUGAGUCAAAGGACACUUCAUAUAUGCCUGAAGAUGUAAAUGUAUGUUUUAAGUCAAAUGAGGAUAAUCCUGACACAGCAGAAGAAAGUGAGGAGCAUUUUCUAAGAGCACCUGAAACACCUGUGUUUGUAAGAACACCUGAGUCAAAGGAGAAGAAAACCCAGUUCUCUAAAACACCUCCGUUUGACUUCAUCCAUAAUUUAGGUUCUGAAGAAACAACACCAAAAUCUCCUGCUUUCUUUUCUCUCCUAAACUUUCCCCAGAAGUCACCUGGCUUUAAUUUGUUUGAAACUUCUGUGUUUGGAUCAGAAAAUUCAUCUGAUGAGGCAGGUGAAGGUUAUUCUGCAGGAAACUUAAACCCUAUAUCCCCACAAAAAGAUAUUGGAAGCUUAUUUGGAAAAACAGAAAAUGAAGAUGCGUUUACCUUUCCUUUCCCCUCGGAAUCGUCUUCUCAUGCAUUUGGAGAUGGAAAAGAUGACUUUAGUUUUACAUUUGCAUUUGGACAGGAUCAGAGAUCAUCACAGUCUCCUUCUUUGAAAGGUUUUCAUUCUUCCUUACAAAAUACAAAGCCAUUUACAUUCUUUUGAAUACCUUUGACUUCCUUGUAAAUUCUUUUGCUACUUAGCCUUGACAAAUGUUUUCAGUUUAAGUUAAAGUACAAGGCAUUUUAUCUUCUCUUUUCAUUUCUUUUAAGAAUACAUUAUUGCAGUUGCUGCAAGAGCAUAUGUUCAUCAAGCACACAUGCUUUGAGAUGCAGCUGUUAUUUUUCAUGCUUAUUUUCUAAAUAUGUUGUUUUCAUAAAGUGUUAUGAUAUGUUCUCCCUAAAUUGGCACUUACAAGCAGCAGAAAUAUCAUUUUAUAAUAGCAUAUAGAGUUGUUUAAAUAUCUGUGAGAAAGCAUUUAAGCUUCUAAGUGAGUMCUUUCAGUCUUCAAUAUAAAAUAAAUAGCUUAU
Molecule: messenger RNA, 2176 nt
Organism: Nothoprocta perdicaria
Lineage: Eukaryota; Metazoa; Chordata; Aves; Tinamiformes; Tinamidae
Gene: CUNH14orf39
Product: chromosome unknown C14orf39 homolog
Exons: 18
Coding region: 48-1811 (587 amino acids)
Biological process (GO): homologous chromosome pairing at meiosis; spermatogenesis; oogenesis
Cellular component (GO): central element
Source: RefSeq, a predicted model, not a curated record